GACUACAGUAGCUGUAGGUUCUUUUCUUGAGGAGGAUUGCUAUUUGUUUAACUUUUUCAAUGGUUUAAUAAGUAAAAUUGGCCGUUAAUUAAAGGAUUACUUUUACAAUGAAGGUAACAACUACCAUGGAUUCGUGUUCAGCGAUACGGCACGGUUUAGUGCUGUCACUUUGUUUUUUAUAUGCAACGGCUUUAAUUCAGUCACCACCGAGGAUAGUGAAGCAGCCACCCACCGAUGAGUUGUUGUUCCAAGUAGCUCAGCAACAAAGUGAAAAUGAUAAGCCAUUUAUAAUCGAAUGUGAAGCAGAAGGUGAACCAGCUCCCAAGUAUCGUUGGAUAAAGAAUGGGAAGCAUUUUGACUACCAAUCGUAUGACACGCGUAUGUCUCAGCAGCCUGGUCGAGGAACACUCGUGAUUUCUUCUCCCAGGGAUGAGGAUCUGGGACAAUACCAAUGCUUUGCAGAGAAUGAGUGGGGGGUUGCCACUUCGAACUCUGUGUUUGUCCGAAAAGCUGAACUCAACUCAUUCAAAGAUGAGCUACCGACCUCUGUAUCUGCUCAGGAAGGUGAACCCUACAAGCUGACAUGCCAGCCUCCUGAUGGUUGGCCGAAGCCCAAUGUUUACUGGCUGAUACAGAAUGCUGAUGGCGGAAUCAAAAGCAUUAACAACUCCAGGAUGACUGUUGAUCCUGAAGGGAACCUCUGGUUUACGAACGUAACCCGCUUCGACUCAAGCAACGACUUUGUGUAUGCAUGUGCUGCAUACUCUUUCUUCAGGAACGAGUACAAAAUUGGAAACAGAGUGCUGUUGAACGUUCAAGAAACAGGAGCUUCUGCUGCUCAAAGCAAGCAUGAGCCAGUGCAGCAGUACGUCACGAGGAAGAACGAAGUGGCUUUGAGGGGGAAGAAAGUGGAACUGUACUGCAUAUUUGGCGGGACACCUUUACCACAAACUGUGUGGACGAAAGAUGGUCGACCGGUGCAUUCUUCUGAUCGAAUAGGCCAGGGGAAUUAUGGCAAAAGUUUGAUUAUAAAACAUGUGAACUUUGAUGAUCAGGGCACUUACACUUGUGAAGUAAGCAAUGGUGUUGGAUCUGCAAAGUCUUAUUCCAUAAACUUGAAAGUCAAUGCCGCUCCAUACUUCACGGUCGAGCCAGAGAUAAUAAACGCAGCAGAGGAUGAGACAGUUGAGUUUCGCUGUGAAGCGUCUGGGGAACCGAAGCCCCAGAUCAAGUGGAUCUACAACGGCAUGCCCAUCAGCCAGGCUCCCCCCAACCCUCGUCGCACUGUCAAUCCGAACAGCAUCCGGAUCGAGAAGCUGGACAAGACUGACACUGCCAACUAUGGGUGCAAUGCAACCAACAGCAUUGGUUACGUCUACAAAGAUGUUUACGUCAAUGUUCUAGCUCUGGCCCCUGAGAUCACGGAACCUCCUAGGAACGAAGCGACUGUGAAUGGCCGCAGUGUCACGCUACAAUGCAGAGUGUUUGGAGCACCUAAGCCACUAGUGAAGUGGGUGCGAAAUGGUUUGGAGUUGACCGGGGGCCGGUACACGGUCCUCGACAAUGGCGACCUCGAAAUAAAGGCAGUGGAUUUCUUAGAUGAUGGUCAGUAUACUUGCUAUGCUGUGAACAAGUUUGGAAAUGCUGAAGCUUCUGGCAGCCUGGUGGUGAAAGAGCACACGAAGAUCACAGACGAACCAGAAGAUUACGAAGUAGCCGCAGGAACAACUGCAACAUUCCGUUGCAAUGCUGUGUCCGACCCAACGCUCACCCUCGAGAUCGGCUGGCUCAACAACGGCCAGGAAAUAGAUUUUGAGUCCGAGCCACGAUUUGUAAAAUCUUCAGAUUCAUCACUAACCAUCACUAAAACAACAGAGCUUGAUUCCGGAUUAUACACGUGUGUUGCUCGGACAGAGCUGGAUGAAGCCACCGCUCAAGCCACUCUUACAGUCCAAGAUGUUCCAAAUCCUCCAAGGCUCGAUGGUAUAACGUGUAACAGACGUGAUGCAACUUUGAACUGGCACCCAAUGGGUGACAGGCGUGCUCCAAUCCUGCGGUAUAUAAUUCAGUACAACACUAGCUUCACCCCUGAUGUCUGGGAGGUUGCUUUCGAUUCCGUUCCAGCCACGGACAUGACGUACACUGUGGGGAUGAGCCCUUGGGCAAACUACACUUUUCGUGUGAUCGCAGUCAAUAAGAUAGGCAGAUCUAUUCCAUCUUCUCACUCUGCCAUAUGCACGACUCAGCCCGAUGUUCCGCACAAGAAUCCCGACAAUGUUGAGGGCAGAGGGACAGAACCCACCAACCUGGUCAUCAGCUGGACUGUGAUGCCGGAAAUCGAGCACAAUGCACCGAGGUUUAUGUACCGUGUGUAUUGGAAGAGGGACAUUGCGGGAGAGCCAUGGCAGUCGGAAGACAUCUUGGACUGGCAGCAGAACAGCCUGGUGAUACAGAAUCAGCCCACCUUUCAGCGCUACCGAAUCAAAGUAGUUGCCAUCAAUGAGAUGGGCGAAUCUAAUGUCUCUCCCAAGGAAGUGAUAGGAUACUCUGGAGAGGACGUGCCGACACAAGCUCCUCAAGACUUCACGCUGGUGCAGGUAACUGGAAGCACAAGUGCUCUGUUGAGCUGGAGCCCGGUGCCGCCGGAAACUGUGCGAGGGCACUUCAAAGGAUACAAGAUUCAAACCUGGACUGACAGAGACAGGGAAGAAGGUAUGCGUGAGAUUGAUGUGAAGGGUGACUCUACUAGAUCUCUGGUCACCAAGUUUGUCCCCAACUCCAAGAACUAUGCCCGAGUUCUGGUGUACAAUGGUCGUUACAACGGCCCUCCGAGUGAAACACUCAGUUUUGACACUCCUGAAGGUGUUCCAGGAACAGUGGAAUUCUUCGAAGCAUACCCCAUGGGAUCCUCAGCGCUGUACUUGAUAUGGAAACGUCCAGAGCAGCCAAAUGGCAACCUUACCGGAUACAGAAUCUCGUACCAGAAAGUUGUAGACACAAAAGUUGGGGAACUGAAGGUACUCCCCAUUGAAAAUCCAAAGCAGACUCGCGCCAAGUUGGCAGGACUGGAGCCGGCCACCAAGUAUCGCAUCCACAUCAACGCGACAACGCGGGCUGGUGCCGGAGAGGGCUACUUCAUCGAGCAGAAGACUCGCCCUGCCAUGGCCGUGAAGCCAGACGUGCCCAAGUUCACGUGGCACCACUUGCCAACGGAGAACGGCUAUGCCACCAUCAAGGUAGUGUGGCUGCCCAAUGUUAUGGAAGGCCGUCCGGGAUCUCACUUCUUCGUCAAGUACAGACAAAAGGGUGAAACAAUAUUCCAAGAAUCAGAACCAGAGAUGAUUGAAGAUUUCAUAAUAGUGAGGGGUUUGAUGCAAGGUGAAAUUUAUGAUUUUCGGGUAGUUGCUGUUGAUGGUGACAAAAUGACUGAGAGUGAACCAGAAGAAGUGGAAACAUACAGUGUUGUUGAAGGUCCCAUCAUCCAACCAAAAGAAAACGUGGCCACAGCUGGCUGGUUCAUCGGCAUGAUGCUGGCCAUCGCAUUCUUGCUGUUGGUACUGAUCAUCGUGUGUAUAAUCAAGCGCAACCGCGGCGGCAAGUACGCAGUGCACGAGCGAGAGGCGGCACAUGGCCGCAAUGACUACCCUGAGGAGCCUGGAUUCCACGAGUAUUCCCAGCCCUUGGAUAACAAAUCUCAUGGCAGGGGUUCCAUGAGCAGUGAUCCUAAACAACCACCAGAGAGCGACACUGAUUCAAUGGCAGAGUAUGGUGAUGGAGACACAGAGGGAAUGAAUGAAGAUGGCUCGUUUAUUGGCUUGUAUGGCAGACAGAAAAAACAGCCAGAGACGGCAUCUGGUGGGUUUGCUACACUUGUGUAGAAGCCAUUACCUUGUGGUCAUCCAAGAGCCGCUUCACUGAAGAUGGCUCGUUUAUUGGUCAGUACGGUCAAGGCACCAAGAAGAGACAGGAUGAGCAGUCGCCGUCGGCUAUUGCCACCUACGUGUAGAUUUGGAUACCUUAUGAAGCAAAGUGUUUUAUCUCUCUGAGGGAUGCCUAGCAUGGAUACAUGUCCGUGUCCCAUAACUUCUGUUGCUGGCGGCCAUAUUUUCGUUCUAAAAUGAGGUGGAUGAUCUGUAAGCUGAAUGAAGAAAAUGUUUUUGUUUGGCAUCUCAUGUCAUUCUUAGAGCUAAGUUUUACCUGCAAUAGAAAGCCUGUUUGUUGGAAAAAUAGCCUCUUCAAUUGUUUAUGCUAAUGAAUGGAUAGUAAAGUUUGCAAAUUUUAAAUUUUAAUCUCAAAGAUUUAUUUCAGUAAUCUCUAUUUGCAUUGUGUGUGUGUUGUUGCAAACUGUUACAUAUAUUUAAUCUCUUGCUUUGGACAUUGAUGGAAAAGAAUCUCCACUAUCUUCUGCACUGGAAGGUAAAACAGUGACAGCUUUACAGAAACUUUCAGCAGCUGUGAAUACUCUUUCUGGAAGAUUAGGUGGUGUUUUAGUGAACCUUUCUGAGAUAAUUUUUGGACCAUAUUGGGCCAAAUAUGUUCAAGAGUGCACGUCAAGAUUGUUUGCAAAUGAACAUAAUAGGUGUGUUGUAUCUUGACGUAGAUAUGCUCUACACACUAGCCAAGCUGAAUGUUUGCGCACGUAUGAAGUAGGUUGUGGUCACGAGUGAUUGCCAUCGGUGAAGGGCUUCUGCACGCUGUAUUAUUUAAGUUUUUUCCUCCUUGUUGACGAUCGCAACAUAACACUGUGUGAUGUGAGGAAGCUUUAUCUUGUAAAUUGUUCCAUGGCACCAUUUCCAUGUACUAAAAGCACUGUAGACGUUAGUUAUUGCACUUAGAUGCUUGUAGUUACCAGGUUGGUAAAGAAUUCUAUACAAAUAUAUAUAUUAUGUGCAGAUGUUUUUAUGCCUCACUAUGCACUGCCCUCUUGCUAUAUUGCUAUAUUAUAUAUUUAAUAUUAUAAUGAAAGUAUAAAUUUUCUUGUUAUUGUACAGUGAAAUGGUGUAUAUGAGUUAUCUGCAUGAAUGUGUAAUGGAAGAUCAAGAUGCUAUAUAUCACGGCAGUGUUUCUAAAUUCAGUUAUGUUGUGCAGGAAUAUAACGAAAGAUAAGUUAGACCAGUAAGGGCCACUACCUUCUGUCCUUCAUGCAUCGGUAUUCCUGCUCUUGUGCUUGGCAUAAAUUAAACAACUUUGUGUUUUACUUGUAGUGUUAAAUGAAUGGUUACAAAAAUGUUUAAUAAUACUAUGUAGUUCUACAUCACAUUCAAUUUUUAACUUUUAAUUAUUCGUUUAUUCAUUUUUCAGGACUAUUGGCCUUAUUUUUAUUGUUGCAACAUUUUUGAUGAUUGAAAAUUUAUAAUUUGUUUCAGUACAAAAUAUGUUCUUAAAUCCAUUUGCAUUUAGGUAAAAAAAAAAGUCAUUCACAUAAACAAUUGCCAUAUCUUUAAUUUUUAAUUAUAUUGUUUUAAGAUUCAGUCCAAAUUAAUCUAAAACACUUCAUUAUUAAAAAUAAUAAUUUUUGUAAAUAUAAAUUGUCCACUUUAUUUGUUAGCUAACUGCAGAAGUAAUUACCAAAUUACCUUCUCGAAUGAUAUUUUAUGUUUCUUUCGAUCAGGAAAAUUUAAUUUAUAUAAAUUUUUCUUUACAAUGCUUUCCAAAUAAAGAAUAUUACUAAAUUUUGCAUCUAAAAAUGUUAUUUUAAAUUUUAAUAUUUAGGUUUAUUCUUAGAGAUUUUCUUAUCUUGUUUAAACAUUUGGCUAUUGGUACUUGCAUUUUAACUGAUGUUGAUCAAAUUUAAUUUAAGAUAAUCAAAAUAGAAGAGAGUAUACGUUGACUUUUUGAAGUGUUGCGUUUAACUGUUUUGAAGAAGUGAUCUGUAAAUAUGUUGUGAGUUAUGCACUAUUGGCAGCUUUAAUGAUAUAUACAUCAUUGUGUGCGAUGUUAGAAAUGUUUUUUGGCUUAAGUGUGACAGGGUUUAAGUGUAAUCAUAGAUCCUUUAAAAUGCUGUUUUUAAUGAGGGUGUUUUUUUUUUUUUUUCCUGCUUUUUAUAUGUGAAUACAUCUUAGGACAAAGCUUAUUUUACACAUUCACAUUUUAGUGCAGGAAUGUUUACUUUAAAUGUCACAUGGGUGGUUUGUGCAGCUGUUGUGUUUUCUCUGUAAAGGUUGUGUAUCAUAAAGUAUUUUGUUAUUUGUGAAGGAUUUCAGCCAGCAGCAACGUCUCGUCUACUUUAUGUUGAACAUGAACAUAUGAAUCUCUCUGUGUAUGACUUGUUAAAGUGUUGUUCCUCAAUGACUAACAUGAUUAUAUAUGUUAAAUUUGUGCUAUGUACCUAUAGUAUUUGAAACAUUUACCUGAUGUAUAGCAUUGAGAGUAUGGGGUACGUAAACUAAUGCCACGAGUGGUGUGGUAUACUUACAGGUCUACAAAUUUAAUUAUGUUAAAUGUGUGUCUUGUUGUAUAGAAGCAUAUGCACUCAAAUAAGUUACAUACAUUUUUUGUAAAGCAAAGAAAUUUUUAGCUUUUUAUACCUACAAUUUUUUAUUCUUAUUUUAUAAAGAAGUAAAGUUACUUUCAGUAUUUCUCAUCCUACAUUCAUCUCAUUAUUAAGCAUUGUAACAUGCCAUAUUGCAGAGUAGUAUAUUUUGUUUUUGAUGUAGAAUCAUUGAUAUGACAGCUUUUCCUAUAUAUUUUUUGUGGUCAUUUGAGCAAGUGCCUUAUCAAGGCAUUGUUGUGCGUGAGUGUGUCAUCUUGUGAUUAUCUAAAUCUAAAAGUAAUUGGGAACCUGGUUUAAGGAAUGCACGUAAUGAUUGUGCAUAUUUUGAGGGUAGUUAGCUUUCAGAACUGUAGUUUCUCCAGCACACUAUGAGCUCUCCUAACUCCUCCUUUGCUGUUUUAAUUGGUAAAAGCACUGUGGCCACACACAGUGUAAGCUAUUUUGUAGCACAUAUGUCGGAGAACUCUGUUAUGUAUCUAGGAAGUGUGGUUUUAUUUACAGUUGCAGCAGGUCUGUUUUGAUAAGUUUUGCUUUGGCCCAAUUUUUGUCCUACUAAGUCAAAUUACAAGAACAUUACCAACUAUUUUUUGUAUCCUUGUGACAAAUUGUGUUUUCAGUUACAGGAAAUAUUUGUUGAAAACAUGUUGUAUUUGGGGGGGGGGGGGGGGGAAUAGUUUCCAGAUGAAAGAAGAUGAGUUAUUUUAUUACCUUUAGUAUUUUUAUAAGCUUUGCAAUUUUUUUUUUGAAAGGCAAUGUUACAUUACAAGCCAUGGAUUUGUUGUUGAGCAUGUGAUUUUAAACUGUGCUUAUAGUUAUUUAUCUGAAAGAUGCACAAUGUGAAAAGGGGAAAAAAGUAGAAUAAUUUUUUUCACAUAAUUUUGUACAUGUUUUAAAAUUUAUUCAUCUAUGAGGGUAGUUAUUUUCUAUGUCACAGUGUGGUUUGAUUACAGUAAGCUUUCUGGGAAAGUGUUUGACAUAACCACAUUACCUACUGUUUUAUUAUAGCGUGCUGUACAUUGUAGAAGCAGUAAGUAGUGUCAUCUUUUAUGUUUGGCCGCUAAGAGCAAAUGCAUUCCUUAUUAAGCAAAGAGCAUAGUGAAAUGGUGACAUGUGUUUCUGUUGCUAACUCAUUGCAGUAUACAAUUUUAUGAUAUAUUUGCUUGUAUGAAAUUCAUUGACAUUGUGUUGACUUUUUUUUUGCAUAAUUUUGAAAUAACUGUAUAUUUUUUAUUUUUUAGCAUUUUAUUAAAAAUAAAUAAAUACAAAUUU
Bacillus rossius redtenbacheri is the source of this 7762-nucleotide messenger RNA. Its product is annotated as neuroglian. Gene Ontology annotation, biological process: brain development; axon guidance; cell-cell adhesion. Gene Ontology annotation, molecular function: cell-cell adhesion mediator activity. Lineage: Eukaryota; Metazoa; Arthropoda; Insecta; Phasmatodea; Bacillidae. The record is from RefSeq and is a predicted model, not a curated record. Gene Ontology annotation, cellular component: plasma membrane; axon. The transcript is spliced from 23 exons. The coding region runs from base 108 to 3878 and encodes 1256 amino acids.